AUGGAAUCACCUCGGAUAAUCGAUGCCUUGGAGCGAGAGGUUGCUGCUGGUACUAUCAAGAAGCAGAGCUGGGACGAGGAGAUGUUCGAUCAGGACCAAGAACAGCAGGCAGAAGAGGCCAGAGCAUGGUCAAGAGCACGUGUGGAUGUCCAAAUCGAUACCCAGAUCUCGCAAACGUCCCGUGGUGAAGACGAGUAUUCACCAGCUCGUUACAGCUACACUAGCACCCUGUCAACAAUUCCCGAGGAAUUCGAGGAAUUUGAAGAUGAGGGCGUGGCUGGGCUGUCCGAGUAUAGCGAAAAGAAGCAGAUCCGCAACAGUGAGCCGAAGGCCGACGGCGAUGCAGAAAAUUCCGAGCCCUCCACGGGUCCCAUCACUCCGCUAUCGGCUAAAUUAUCUGACGCGGAUAUCAUGGACUGGGUGUCGAAUCUCCUGAGACAUACUGAUGACCUGGAGAUUUCUUUGAAGGCGGUCCAGGAGGCGAGGGAGGAGCUGGUGGAAAUCCUCUGCCAGGAUAAUAUCGCAGCAUUAUCUGAGGCCAUUGAGACCAGUGCACCUGUAAAUCAGGUCCUAAGCCCGGUUCUUCAGAUAGAGGCUUCUACCACCUCGAUGCCCCAAAGCGAAGUCGAGAUUCCGGCAACGCAAAAGCCAGCAUCGGCCCAAGUCCCAAAUCUGCGCCGUAUUGCCGUCGCUAUACCAAAGCAACUCGGGAUUUUCGAUGGGCAGGGAAGUCCUGAUCAGCUCUCUACACCGGCUUUUACCACCUCGAUACCCCAAAGCAAAACCGAGACUACCACCUCAAUGCCCGAAAGCGAAAUCGAGAUUCCGGCAACGCAAAAGCCAGCAUCGACCCAAGUCCCAAAUCUGCGCCGUAUUGCCGUCGCUAUACCAAAGCACUUUAAGAAUUUCGAUGGGAAAGGAAGUCCUGCUCAGCUUCCUAUCCCGGUUCGUCCUGUCGCUGCUGUUCACGCCACUGUCCCAGCGGCUGCUAUCGUCCCAGCGGCUACCAUUGUCCCAGCCGGCCGCUAUCGUCCCAGGGCUGCCAUCGUCCCAGCGGUUACCAUCACCCCAGUGGCUGCCAUCGUCCCAGCGGCUGCCAUCGUCCCAGCGCCUACGGUGACAUCCACAACCCCCAUCGAGCCCGCCGCAUCCAAGCCACAGAACCUCCGCCACACAGCCACCAAGACCAGCACCGCAAAGUCUUUAGCGUCCCUGAAGACGUCAAACAAGUUCAGCGCCCUGGAGCGCAUCCCCGGAGAGUCCAGGCGCAUCCCCGAAGGGGAGGCACUCCCUGCACUUCCUGCACUGGCCAGUGCGCUCCGAAUGGCAAAGAAGGCUCGCAGGAGCAGGAGGAACAAGAAGGAAAAGCCUUCUCGGGGUGCCGCCAGCAGCGCUGCCGCCGCGAUGGAUGAUUCGGUUAGAGCGAGGGGAGUGAGGGAGUUCCAAGAGUACCCGGUGCUGUGGGUUAUGCUCGUCGCGGCAUGCGCUCUUCUCUGGUGUUUGGCCGCUUGGAUUUGCGGCUACUGA
Drepanopeziza brunnea f. sp. 'multigermtubi' MB_m1 is the source of this 1527-nucleotide messenger RNA. Lineage: Eukaryota; Fungi; Ascomycota; Leotiomycetes; Helotiales; Drepanopezizaceae. The record is from RefSeq and is a predicted model, not a curated record.